Molecule: messenger RNA, 18091 nt
Organism: Pangasianodon hypophthalmus (striped catfish)
Lineage: Eukaryota; Metazoa; Chordata; Actinopteri; Siluriformes; Pangasiidae
Exons: 4
Coding region: 11349-12470 (373 amino acids)
Source: RefSeq, a predicted model, not a curated record
CAUAAAGACAUGGAUGACAGAGUCUGGUGUGGAUGAACUUGACUGGCCUGCACAGAGUCCUGACCUGAACCCGAUAGAACACCUUUGGGAUGAAUUAGAGCAGAGACUGAGAGCCAGGCCUUCUCGACCAACAUCAGUGUGUGACCUCACCAAUGCGCUUUUGGAAGAAUGGUCAAAAAUUCCUAUAAACACACUCCUCAACCUUGUGGACAGCCUUCCCAGAAGAGUUGAAGCUGUAAUAGCUGCAAAAGGUGGACCGACACCAUAUUGAACCCUAUGGGUUAGGAAUGGGAUGGCACUUAAGUUCAUAUGUGAGUCAAGGCAGGUGACCGAAUACUUUUGUUAAUACUAGUGUAUCUCUCUGAUGAGGAAGCAGCACCUCUGUACAUUCUGAUUUCAUUAGAAGAAUUAAAGGAAGCUCUUAUAGCCAUGAAGAAGGGGAAGUCACCGGGAUGGGAUAGAAUCCCUCCAGAACUAUACCUCAUUUUUUGGGAAGAGUUUGGACAGCAGUUGUUAAAUAUGAUUAAUCAAUCUAAUCAAGAGGGUUCUUUCAACAAUAGUGCUAAUAUGGCCAUUAUUACUCUGCUAUCUAAGCCUCGGAAUCUCAGGCUGUUGUCGCUUUUAAAUAGUGAUGUUAAGUUGUAUGCUAAAGUUCUAGCCUCCCGUUUAGACAUUUUUAUGACUAAGCUGGUGGAUAGUGAUAAGACCAGUUUCAUUAAAUCAUGCCUGGCAGCUGAUAAUGUACACUGUUUACUGUCAUUCACACUGCUAGUGGAAUUGGUUUGCUGUAUGCUACAUUGUCUUUAGAUGCUGAAAAAGCCUUUGACAGGCUGGAGUGGCAAUACAUCUGGACAGUAUUGGAAUGCUUUGGGCUGGGUAGAGAUUAUAGUAUUUGCAUAGCAUUUGCUCAUCACAAUUUUCCAUUUUCUUGGGAUUCGUCAAGGAUGUCCUCUUUCUCCACUUUUGUUUGCCCUCUCUCUUGAGCAUCUUGCUCAGAAAAUCCAUCGGCACAUCAUGUUGAGGCCUAUUACUUUUUGUAACACUUCACAUUGGAUAUUUUUAUAUAUUUUAUAAAUACCUAUAUUUUAUUAUAUGUCAGUGAUACAGCUAAUUCAAUUCCACAUGUUCUUUCUACAUUAAAUUGUUUUGGUUCAGUGUCUGGUUAUAAGAUUAAUUGGACUAAAUCUGCACUGAUGCAUUUAACUAACUCAUCUUCUCAGUCUCUUCUUCUUACAUAUAUACCAGUAGUAUCUAGUUUUAGGAAUCUGGGUCUUAAGAUUUUUUCGUCACUACACACAAUAGCUUUAAGAAAUUUUCAAGGAAUAUAUAACCGCAUAGAAAGUGACCUGAUUCUGCACUACCAUUAUCCUUGCAGGCCUUGAUUUCUGUCAUUAAAUUAGAUGUUUUACCUCACAUUAACUUUUUCUCGUGUGAUACCACUUCUGCCACCGAUUACUGGACAAAAUUUCAAACAUUAGCUUAAGUUCAUUUGGAAUAGUAAACCUCCUGCCACGCAGCAAGGAUGCUGGUGGCCUUGCCACACUUUAAAUGUUAUCAUUGGGCAUUUAUUUUGCGACCUUGCAAGGUAUGGUUCAAUCCUGGAACUGUCGUUUCUUGGAAACCAGUAGAAUUCAGUUUGGCACUACCUCAUAAAUUACAAAAUUAUUAUAUUGUAAUAUAUAAUAUGUAAUAUAUAUAAUAUAUAUAUGUAAUAUAUAAAAUAUUGUAAUAUUUCAUUGAAGAGUGCGAAGUGGCGUUUGGGCCAAAUAAUAGCAUAUCUUCUCUCUUUUUGGCACACCGCUUCAACGUUCUCUCACAAUGACCUUAAAUGGCAUUCUCACUCACCACUAUUUCACAAUUAUAGCCUUCUUAUGGAUAACACACCUUUUGUUUUUUCAGAGUGGAGUGAAAGAGGUAUUCAUGUUUUAGCCGACAUAUGGGGGAAGGAUGGUCUACAUAUGUUUAAUGACCAGCGUAUAGAAUAUAAUUUACCAGGGACCUCCUUUAUCUUUUAUUUGCACCUGAGAUCUGCCAUGCGAGUGUAUGGAGUUCCGUUAACGCUAACAGCACAAGAAUGUGCUAAGGGUAUCAUCUUUAUACUUGUUUUUGGAAGCUUCCUAUAAACAACUACUUGUAUUGGAUGAAUAAUGGCAAAAUUUGUUGGGAUGCAAUAUGGGCUAAUCUUAGACAUUGCCUCAAAGAACCCUAACCGCCAACUAAUUCAUUACAAAAUGGUUCACAGGAUGUAUCUCAUCUCCAGGAAAUGUUAUUUAAUGAAAGUUUCCCCAUCUCCUAAUUGUAAUGUAUGUUUCAGUGGCUGCAUAAGUACUUGUUCUGGGAUUGCCUUGAAGUAAAUAAGUUUUGGGUACAGGUAUCUAAGACUUUAAAGGACAUUCUUGAGAUUGAUAUACAAUGCUGUCCUAAACUUUUGCUUUUAAAUGAUGACUCAUUUUUCAGUUUUUCACUGACUCAGGAAAGACUGUUACUCUCUGGACUUGACUGCAGCUAAGAAGAUGCUUGCCUUACAUUGGCAACCUCCACACUCUUUAGCCUGGUCCUGUUGGAUGUACUCUUUCUUAGACAUCGUGAACAUGGAAGUAUUGGUGGCAAUCAUGCAUGAAGCCACUUAAAAAACUCUAUCAGCAUGGUCAAGGGCAAUCUCUAAAAUUAAGGUGCUGUUGUAAUUGAUUUAAUUGUUUUAUGUGUUUUACAUGUAAUUGAUUGUUAGAUUAUUCUUAUCAUUAUUAUUAUUAUUAUUAUUGCUCUUUGAUAAAAAUAUAAAAAAAAGAUGUUUGUUGUCCUUUGGUAUUGUGGGGUGGAGAGCUUCGGUCAUGCCUGAGUGGUCAGAUGAAGUGACUGAUGAUCCACAGGACUGCAAUCACUGUGCUGUUGUGGUGGUUGCUAGGGAACAGGUAAGAUGUGUUUACUGUUCCGUCUAUGUUCAUUCCUUUCUGAUUCAACAACAUAGGAUCUGAGUUCCUUGCAGAUUUCCCUGACUGUCCCCAUUCUGCUGUACCCUUUGGGUGUUUAUAGUCUAACUGUUUCUCCUUGUGUGAGGAGAUGAAGGGGUUUGUUAGAUCUGUCAUAGCACCAUUCCUGAGAGCAUCGCUUUUGGGUGAGCUGUGUUUUGACCUUACUGUUACUUUUUGAGGUGGGUGGCAGCAGCUUUGUACUGAUUGGGCGACUUGUAUGUGUUUGUCUCGACAUCAGUCUCUCUGCUGGUGGACGUAGAGUUCCAUCAUGGGACAUGUUUCUCAGAUUGAGCAGGCUGAGGGAAUCUGUGUGGAAGCAGGGGAGUGGUCGAGCGCCGGUUUGUGAAUGGAGGGCAGAGCCGGAGAAGGUGAGUGGUAAGGAAUGCACACCUGCGGGGAAUUCUGCUAACGAGUGUUCUGUGUUGCAGUGAGCUGGGGCGAGGAUAAAAAGGAGAGUGAGAUCGAUCCAGCACAGAGCUGCGUAUGUGCGUGCGUAUGUGUGUGUGCAUGCGAGUGAAGUAAACUGCUGAAAGCGGAAGUGAAACUGGGGAAUAAAAAGCCUCUGAGUUGCUCCCAAGCCUGCCUCCUGCUUCUUCAUUUCCGCUCUAACCUGUAAGAUUUGCAACACUGGUGCCGAAACCCGAGACCUGAUGAAGAUGCCGUCAUGGAGUCCUCACCACUGGCCGACAUCAUCACAUCCCUUGCCAGCCUCCACCCGACCCAGCAUCAGGCCCUCCGCCAGCUGCGCCGUGAUCAGGAGCAGCGAAUCAUAGAGCUGCUCGACGCCAAGAUCCGGAUUGGCAGGUGCUCCAGGGCCUGGUCCAGCAGUCUUGUAUCCCAGUCGCGGAGUCGGGAGCCGCCGUGGCCACGCCCCACGUUGCCCCGACCCGGACCUGAAACAGGCGAUUUUGCAACAGGUCAGCCGCACCCUAGAAUGGCACCGUCAGCGCUUCCAUAUGCUGACCCUUCAGCGAGCUUGGCCGCCCUUUUGCGUUCACCAAGAAGCGUUAGUGAGAGAAAUGUUUGUGGAUGGGUCCUGCAGUAGUGAAAGACGGGGUGGGAUGUGCACUGCAUUGACUGGGGAGGCGGUGCCGGGGCCGUCAAUGUCAGCUCCACGUCAUGGGGACAUCAAGAGCAGGGGGAGUUCCGCUCCUCCCCUUUUUGCGGGGAUUUCCCCUUUGAGCAGUUGCGCAAUGAGAGCCUCAGGCACACUUUUGACCAAGUGAGAAUAAUCGAUGGUCAGCGAAUUCAGCCUAAUGCUGCGCUCUCCCGCCCCUAUUUUUCGAUUAUUAAGGAUAGGUUAUAUUGAGUGACAAAGGACACUCAAACACAAGAGGAGAUGACCCAGUUGUUGGUUCCGAAGAGCUGUCUAAUGGCACGUUUCUUCUGGCUGGGCAUUCGUGGUGAUGUUCGCAGGUGGUGCAUGGCAUGUCGCGAAUGUCAGCUAGUAAACCCGCCGGCCACCCCAAAAGAGCCCUUGAAAGGGCUUUGAAAGAAUUGGCAGGGACCUCGUCAGGCCAUUAGGGCAUCGCUUUUGUAUUAGUUCUAGUGGGCUAUGCAACGCGAUACCCGGAAGCAAUGCCAGGACAAAAGCAUGGGAAUUUUUUGUGCAAUUCCUCUGUAAAUUUGCAUGUUCGGUUGGGUAUUGUUUCAACUCAGGACAGCUGUUAUUUGAUGCUACUAUCAACCAACUGUUUGAUGCCAUACACAACAGUGCUUUGCCUUGGCGCGUUCGCUGAGUAGGCUAAUGGUUGAGAGGCAGGAAUUUGGCCAAUAGUUGCUGCAAGCCUUUUAUAAUCAACCAAUUGGUGUGCAAGAAGGCAGGAAUAACAGAGAGGGGUUAAAGCAAUGUAAAUACGCACACGCAUAAUGAAGUAUUAGACCAUAAGCACAUCAUAAUGAAACUUAAGCCAAAUCCUGGACAUUUUCACAAAUUUAGAAAUCCCAGCCGGAUGCUUUUUUAAGGUCUGAAAAAGAGAAAAUGUCUGGGGAAAAAGAGGACGUAUGAUCACCGUAAUUUUCGAAAUCAGAUGUUAUUUUUCAUUAGUGAUGGAUCUGCCUGAAAGCAGAAAAUCUUGUAGAAGUAGAUGGUAUUUAGUUGGUACAGGGAUAUUCAGUAAAAUUUAGAAUAAUUUGCUAAUGUAAUAGUAUAUAUAGUAGGCAGUAUUUUAUGUAGUAUUUUAGUAAUGUAAAAACACAAUUUUCUUUACAUGGUACCAUAUACCAUUUACUGUAAAGGUAAGCAGCAUUAGCUAAUGUAGCUGCUGGCUAAAUAAUUCUUGCAAUUAAAAAAGUAAAUAUUGUGACAUUGUGUGCUGUUUAAUAUUUAUGGAUAAUGUAUCAAGUGACACUUUUUUUUUAUAAAUAAUUCUAGAAUUGUGCUACUAGCUGGCUAGCAAUCUUUGUUGAUGUAAAUCAUAGAACCACCUUAGUGUAUGGAAAUGGAAAACAGCUAAACAGCUAGCACAAUCAUACCGGGAGGUGAGAAUGUGCCCUCGUCAUAGAGUCUCUCAUGCAGCACUGCCUUGUGGGAAGAAAUAGCCCAUAAUCCACAAUUACCACAACCCAAGACCUGCUUAGAGCUCCCUGAAAUUUAUACAUAACUUAUAAAAUUGAGCCUGAGUUACCUAAUGUUAUCUAAUGUUAAUUAGGUUGGUAAAUUAAGUAAUUGGUAUGCUUAUAUCAAGCUAAGUGACUGAUCAAAGUAAAAACGUUAAAUCAGCCCCUAGAUAUAUCCAUCCAACAACUGUCAAACAUAAGUUUUCAAAUUAAUUUUAUUAAUUAUUUAUUGAUUAAUCACGUUUUCAAUCUCUUGAUAAGAUGAAGUAAUGUCAUAUUUCAAAGUAAGCAUCAUAUUUAAAUGCUUACCUCGUACAGAUUUUCUGAAACCACUUCACACCGAAGACUCAAAAAGACGAUGUUGCUGGGAUAGCCUGGGGUAGUGGUUGGCCGCUGUAUGUCCCAGGGUGCUCUCAUGUCUGUGUUACCUUCUGGGUCUCCCUUUUAGUUGUCCCUUUUAUGCUGUCAUAGCUAGUCUUGCCAAAGUAUCUGACUCAUCCAUCCUGAUGCCCUACUUCUGGUUGGAGUUUUCAUCACCUGAAAACCACUAACUUCUGCUGAGGAUGGCCCCACAUGGACAGUCUAAAUAUCAAUGAUCAAUGAUUACUGUGGAUGGUACCACUUAGAAACCAUGAAGAUGGCUUUGGACUUCAGUUGAUAUGAACGGUUUUGUUACAAUGGUUUAGGACUACAAUUGCUUUGAUAGUUUUAGGACUACAAUUCCUAUAAACAGUUUUGCACUCAAGUAUCUAUCAGUGAACAGUUGAUAACUUCAACAUAAUAGACUUAUGAAAGAACUUAAUAAUAAAUAAACUUAAUAAUAAUAAACUACAAAGAACUUUCAUGAUCACACAAUUGCACCUUUUGACUAUAUAGUAUACAGUUUAGAAGGGAAUUAUUUGUAAUCGCGCUAUCUGGUGUCACCCAGAUGAGGUUGGGUUCUCUUUUGAGUCUGGUUCCUCCCAAGGUUUCUUCCUUAUAUCGUCUCAGGGAGUUUUUCCUUGCCAUCCUCGCCUCUGGCUAGCUCAUUAGUGAUAAAAAUCAUAAAUGUAAAAUUUAUAUCUUGAAUUUAUAUAUUUCUGUAAAGCUGUUUUGUGACAGUAUCCAUUGUUAAAAUCACUGUACAAAUAAAAUUGAAUUGAAUUUAAUUGAAUUGGGUCAAUAUGUCACAAGCACAUGAUCAGUGACAUUCCACAUGUAACCACAUGUAAGUAACCAUGUGAUUGAUUUGCUUAUAUCUGUAAUGGCAAGCUGCAAAAUGCAUUAUAGGCGUCAUGACGUGUACCCUAGGCAAAAGAUGAACCCACCUCCCUGUAUUAUUAUUAUUAUUAUUAUUAUUGUUAUUAUUGUUGUUGUUGUUACCAUUAUUAUUAAUGAUAAUUAAUUACUCUUAUGAAGUAUAUAACAAUUAUGAAUAUAUGAUAAUAAUGGUGGAAUUAAUCUAUAUUUGAUAUGUAUCUAAUGCAUUUAUUAUAAAAUAUAAUUUAAUUAUUUUUUUAUAAUAACCAUAUUUACAUUGUUUCUGUUUGUUUUUCCUUAGACCUACUCCUCUAUACCCCCGUUGUCAGUAUGUCGUCCAAAACAGUUUCCUGCAACAAUCGGAGUUUGGGUUAAUAAAGGAAAUAUUCCAUGUAGGUCUAUAUGUAGUGGAGGUAUCAUCUCCCUGCUACAUCAACUAUUUGUCCUAAUUUGGCAGAGACACUCGUAUAAUCAUUUGAUGGUGAGUAAACAACCAAGGAUGUACAGUGGGCAAGAGAUAAAAAGUGAUGGCCAGUAUGAAUCAUGAAGUAAAAACUGCUAGAGUAGACAUUGUUGUUGGGGAAGAGGGAGUCAGUCACAGUCACUUUGAGCAGAAUAUAUAUUUGAGUAAAUACUUAGGUAACAAACAUAUGUCACAGGGAAGUCCCCUGAACCAGCACUAUGAACGUCAUGUGGAUGGUUUUUUUGUAGGGUCGCCAAAACAUUAUAGGUACAUUCUUAUGGGAUAUUUACUCUACAUCCAGUUGCUUCAUAGAAAUAGUCAGAUUCAUCCAUUCUUGCUGGAUAAUGUUCAGUUUUCAUGAAUAUGCGACGGUCAUCCUAUUGGUGUUUGUAUUCAGACGGUCUCAAUAAAAAAAAUAUCUGUUUUUUCUCUUGUAUGUUGUCUUCAAUGUUCCCUUGUAUCUCUUGUAUUCAGAAGGUCUCAAUAAAAAAUGAUCUGCUUCUUCUCUUGUAUGUAAAACAGCUGGAACCAAAAACAUGCAAAUGAAACAGCUGGAGCCAAAAUUGCAUGUUUCAUGUCUGUCUUAAAAAUAAAUAGGGUUUCUAUUCUAUCACUUAUUUGUUUAUCCUUAUGCACCAAAUAAUAUAGUACUAUAAUACAGCAAUAGCCUAGGCAUGCAUAUGGUCAAAUAAAGGCAGCGUUUAAGAGAUGUUCACGGAAGGUCUGCUGGACAUAGCACAAACGUCCUAUGAGAACAUCCAUUUAAUGUUUAAGCGAUCCUACAAAAAACAUCCACAGGACAUUUGUAGUGUUAGUUCUGUGGCGUAUUUUUGUUUGCUGGGAUGACUUUGAAUGCUUUUACAUGAGAAUACAUGUUACAGUUGAGUUUUCUUUUGCCAUGAAGCUACAAAUUAAGUUCAUCCAGUAAUCACAACAAUUGAAAAUGUGAGGUACCAUAUCAGCUCUGUGACAGUUUUGCCUUUUGUCUGAAGAAAUAUGUUUAUCUCUAGAAGAAGCUCGUAAACACAGCAUAAAACUCUGCCUUGACUCACUCAGAAUUCCGGUUGAUUACAUUGCAACACAAAGCCUGCAGGUUAAUUAAGAAGUGGAUAUGUAGGUGGCAUGUUUGGCCUAAUUCACCCAUGUCCUUGCUGAUGAUGCCUAAACAGCCCUGUGUUGUACUGACCAUGCUCUGUGCACCAUCAGUUGCAGUGUCUUAUAUGAGUUAUUGUGCCCCCCUCCCCCCUCCCCCCAGACCAAGCCCUGUAGCUUUUUAUUAAUUAAUUUAUGUGUGUCAUAUUAAAAGUGAAAACAUUUCUGCUAAAUGUUUUUGUAAAAUGAAAUAAAAACAAAAAUCAGGAAAAAAUAAAGUAAAAACACACCGUGUCAGUCAUAUUUACAUGAGGUCACAUUUGGGGAAGUGUGCUCAUUGGUGUGGUGCUUGACCUAUGACUGCACAGAGAAAAAUGGAUAUAAGAAAAUGGCUACAUGGUGCUGCCUCUUCUCGGCCUCCUCCAGCUCCAGCAACUGAAGAGGGAGCAAAUAAUGCACCCUCCGGCGCUACCCCUGAAGAACAAGAGCCUUCUUUGGGGAGCGGCCAUGAUACACCUGCUAGUAUAAGCGAUAGGCCGAAAGAAGUUAAUGUUAACUGUGGAAGACAACCUGUAUAUGACUUUAGAACUGACCAGCCCAACUAAAUCAUUUUACAACAGUACCCGCCCAGACAUUCAGUUGUAGAAAGUGUUAAUUUGUCUCCACUUGGUAUCACAACCAAGACUGGCUUGAAUACAGUGUCAAGGUCGAUGCCGCAGUUUGAUUUUGCUGUCAGCAAUUUACUAGCACCAUCCGGUCACUGGAUGACUUUGAAUGAAGGCUUCCACAACUGAACAAAUGCUGUGGAGAGAGAUUGGGGAUUUCAUAAACAUGAAUCCUCAAAUGAGCAUCUCUCUUGCUAUACACUGUGGAAGGAGCAAGAGUGGCAUGUCAAUACUGGAAAGGAGACCAACUAUGAAAGAAGAGGUACUAUGUUUCCUCCCUCAUAGAUGUUCUUGGAUUUCUCAUGGAAAACCAAUUACCUUUACGAGGGAAGAUAGAGGCCUUUGACAGCCUGUCGGAGGGGGGAAGUGGGCUUUUCCUCUUUCUAGUGGACUAUACAAUUAAAAAGGACCUUGAAUUGGCUGCCACGGUGAAGUCAAUUCCUCGGAACGCCACUUACACCUGUCACGACAUGCAAAAUGAACACAUAAGUACACUCAGCAGUGUGGUGACAGAGGCUAUAGUGGAGGAAUUAGGCAACUCCUACUACACAUUUAAAGUAGAAAGUAGAACCCAUGACCCCACCAGAUGCGAUUUCAUUCAAUUUGUAAAUGAGGCAUACAAGGUCACAGAGUGCCUGCUAAAAAUAGCGUCAGCUGCAGCAUGGCUGCAGGAUGGUUCCCCAACCUGAGUCGGGUGGUGGUGGUAUGUGGCAACAGGAGUAUGGUUGAGCAUCAGCAGCAGACGGAGAGGAGGUGGGUUGACCUGUGUAUUGUUACUGCCACUCUGCAUAUUUGUGUUUCUUUUUGCUUUCAGGGACAGCCGUAAACAGAGAGAGAGUGAGUGAUCGAACUAGCAGAACGUGCAAAACACACACACUCCAAGGAGCAUGAACAUGAAUGGAGCGAAAUCCUUGAAUUCAUGAUGGACACUUUUUUUGAGAAACCUGCAUCUGCCAGAAUGAAGCUACUGAAGGGAGAUGUCACUCCUGAUCUCCAGACUGAAGGGGAAACAGGAGGUGAAAAGGAUGUUAAGAAAUUUCCCCCAACGUUCCAAUGCCACGCUAAAAGCUGCCGCCACUAAAAAUCCAUCUCCUGCGAGUGCCACAUUGGUGGGAUUGCCGCACCACCCCCAGAGACGACACCUCCCUCACCUUUCUGCUCCUUCCACUCUCCCUUCACAACUUAAAGAUACUGCACAAUGGGAGAACUUGCCCUGGGAGGACUGGGCACCAGCCCUCGCUCCACUUCUCACAGGAGAGGCCCAGCUAGCCUACCACACCUUGACGAUUGAAGAAUCGGUCCACUACUAACUACUUGAAAUCCUCUUAAAACUACAAAAUCCUCCUCCGCUGCAGCAUCUCCCCAACCAGUGCCGUGGCAGAACACCAUUGGUGGGUCUACAACACCAAAGCCAUCCCUUGGAGCCAGAUGGACAACCUACUGCCCAUCACUAAGCGGUGGCUCCAGCCCAAGCUUCUGACUGCCACCGAAGUGGCCGAGAGGGUGGUCAUGGAUUUAUUCCUGAGGGCCAUCGGGAUCAGUGGCACCCAGAACCUGAAGGAGAUGAUAGAGGCUCUGGAGCGAGCUGUAGCAACAUUAGAAAUUGGCAGGGGCAGUCCCUCCCAAGCUUCCCACCAUCGAUGUGAGGGUCAAUGGCCACCCAGUCUCGGCCCUACUCGACUCGGAAAGUACAGUAACUCUGGCUUGACCCUCCAUCCUCUCCACGUUCCACCCCGCAGGCACCCUUAAAGUAACGUGUGUAUGGGGAUGCCUGGGAAAUUCCUGCCACCCAGGUGAGCGUGAGUCACAGAAACACUGAAUUGUCCCCUCACAGUCGGCCUCAUCCCUGAGCUCCCCGUCCCUCUGCUCCUGGGCCAGGACUGGCCAGGAUUUGCUGCAGCCAGGGCAUUGUGGGUGACGAGGAGGAGGAAGGCCAGGAUGCCGCAGCCGCGGAUCCGGCAGUCCUGCCUGGUGCAAGAAGAGGGCAAUGACGGAGCAACCUCAGCAGGUGAGCCAACACCCCUAACUAACCCUAUAUCUGCUGUGUCUACCCAGGUCGCUCAGGACGGAAAUUUCAGCCGGGAGCAGAAAGAGGAUCCCAGGUUGAAGAAUUUUUGGAGCCAGGUGCGGGUCAUCAAAUUGUCCUGCAGCAACCAGACCAACACCUACCCACCACACACUUUCUGGUAAGGGGGGGCUUCUCUACCAGAAAACUGAACAUCGAGGAGAGCCCUGUGACUACCCAAAGCCGUACCAAGGCUCUGAUGCACCUGGCCCACUCGCGUCCCCUGGGAUGGCAUCUGGGGGCUCGUAAUACCUUGGAAAAGCUGCGAGAUUGCUUCACAUGGCCCGGCAUGGAUGCAGAAGUACAGGCCUUUUGUCAACAGUGUUCCCAGUGCCAGCCAACAAGCCCCCACAAACCUGCUCCUGCACCACUCAUUCCUCUCCCCAUUAUCGGCGUCCCCUUCGAGCAGAUUGGCCUGGAAUCUCACAGGGCCGCUGCCUAAAUCUGCCCAGGGUCAUGAGUAUUGGUCAUUGUGGACUAUACCACCUCAGUGGCAGGGCCCGUACACAGUCCUUGAGUGGGUAAGUCCAGUUAAUUACCGGCCGCAACAAACCGGUAAAUGCACAGACACCCAAGUUUAUCAAAUUAAUCUACUUAAAAAAUGGACUGACCCUGACCCCAAUGUGUCCACACUUGCUUUGCUCAGCACAGAUUUGUCCAAGCGUGCCUUGGUCCACCAAGGAGAGGAGCUCACACCAGCUCAGUCCCAGGAGCUGAGGGAGAUGGCGGACCAGUUUGCAGAUGGCUUCUCCUCAGUCCCUGGCAGAACGCAUCUGGUCCAACACGACAUUAAAACCCCUCUGGGAGUUGUGGUCCGACAGCAGCCCUACUGUGUCCCAGCAGCCCACUGUCAGGCAAUCGAGGAGGAGGUCCACCAGAUGCUCCAGGACAGAAUCAUCAAGGAGUCGAGCCCCAUUGUUUUGGUGCCCAAGCCCGACGGGAGCAUCUGGCUGUGCAACGACUUCUGGAGGCUUAACUGGGUAUCUGAUUUCAAUGCUUACCCCCUCCCAGGACCUGGUGGAGUGACUGUGGAGAGGCGGUUUAUCUCCACACUCGACCUCACAAAGGGCUACUGGCAAGUGGCUUUGAACCACUAUCUCCGGCAGCCACUGGCAGUACCGGGUUCUCCCCUUCAGGCUGCAUGGGGUGCCAGCUACGUUCCAGUGACUCAUGGACAUCGUCUUGAGACACCACAGGCCUUAUACAGCCACGUACAUCGACGAUGUGGUAAUACAUUCCUCCACUUGGUCCGACCACCUCUACCACCCGAUGGCCGUGUUGGAACUCCAGAGGUCUGGGCUAACCACCAACCCAAAAAAAUGUCACCUGGGGUUAACGGAGGCACAGUACCUGAGGUACCGCAUCGGCCGCGGACUACUCAUGUCACAAGAGAAGAAGAUCUAGGCGGUGCAUGAGUACCCAAGACCAGUCACAAAGAAACAGGAAAGGCCAACCGGACCAGCUGCAGUGGAGUUGGGAAGCAAAAAAAGCAUUUGUGGAGUUGAAGAACGCACUGACGAUCUCACUGAUGGUUUACUGUGAUGGCCUGCGCACAAAAGACACAUACUUUCAGCACCCCCAUUGUUUUGGACAGCCAGAGCGCAUGUGGCUGCAAGGCGGAGCACUUUAAUCCUCCACGGGCGGCAGCCAAUCCCCGCCACGGCUAUAAUCUACGGAGGGAUAUAAAAGGAGCCCGCGGCAGCUCAGGGAAAGAGGAAUCCUGAUGUGCUUUGGGAUGGCUAAAUGAAGUGAAGUGAAGUGACUUGUGGCCAAGUAUGGUGACCCAUACUUGGAAUUUGUGCUCUGCAUUUAACCCAUCCAAGUGCACACACACACCGUGAACACACACCCGGAGCAGUGGGCAGCCUUUUUUGCCGCAGCGCCCGGGGAGCAGUUGGGGGUUCGGUGCCUUGCUCAAGGGUCUCACCUCAGUCGUGGUAUUGAGGGUGGAAGAGAGCGCUGGUCAUUCACUCCCCCCACCUACAAUCCCUGCCAGACCUGAGACUCGAACCCACGACCUUCAGGUCACCAGGUUACAAGUCCGACUCUCUAGCCAACUCUCUAUCCAUUAGGCUACGACUGCCCCCAUAAUAAAUAUUUCCCAAAUUCAUGCAUUCAUGCAUUCAUGGGCUUUUGGAAUACAGUUACGAAAUUUGAGUAUUAUUAAACUAUAGCUAUCUAUGUUAUUAAAAUUAAGGAUAAUUUUAUUUUUGUUGAUCUGCUUAUUCUUUGCUGUUAAUUUUUAAAAAGGUUAACCGUAUUAUGGAUCCUUUAUUCUGUGUAAUGUUUUUCUAGUUAAAAGCAGGCUCUGUAAAAUAAAAUAGCCCAGGCAGCCCAUAUAAUAACCAGAUAGUGCCUAUGUACAGCCCAUGCAGGACUCUCAAUGUACCCAUGUUACCAUUCUAUAAUAAUCCACAUUAAGCCCAUGUGGGGGCCACCAUUUUUGCCUAAAAGGGCUCUACAUGUGGCCUGUCUGGGCCCCAUCAUUAGCCCAUAUGGGCAUCUACAUGUGGGGCCAUCAUGGAAACUGUGGACAAAAGUUGGUGGGGCCCAGCUGGGCUGCCUACAUGGGCCCCAGCUUCAAGCGUAUUUGGGACCCAUGUGGGCCCUGCAUGAACAUGCUGGCUCAGGUGCUGUUAUACGAAAAUGUUAUACAAUAAUGCAUGCUUAUAUUGUACCAAUCUGGCUAAUAGCUUCCAGACAUGUAUACGCAGGGACAACACAUGAUCCUGAUUGUUACUUGAUCCUGCUGUUUUUCACCAUAGCAGCUGGUAGCCAAUAAAAAAGGAAUGGAUUCUUUAAAAAACUAAUUAUUAUAAUAACCGUUAACAUGUAUUCGUGCAUAUACAUAAAUAGAUUCUGUUUGCUCUUCUUUCUACUACGAACAUCCUAAUCUAAUUUCACUGCCUAGGUUAUUGGUGUUAAUUAAUAGAAUAUGUUAAAUAAGGUUUAAAAAAAUUAAUAGCCUUAGAUUAUGGCCCUUAGGGGUCUCACAAAACACCGACACCCUUAAUUUAGCUGUAUAUGGCCAAAAAUAAAUAAAUUACAUUUUCAGGUCAACAGGAUAGUAUUGAGCUACAGAAACACUAUCCCACUGUCCUUGUGAAUGGUUGUGCAGAAGUUAAAAGUAAAAUAACAUUUUAAAAAAACAUAUGGCAAGGAGCCUGCAGUUAUUCAUUUUGAUACAAAUAUUAUAUUUCACUGGCAAGCAUCAUCUUGAAAGAUGAUGAUAAUGGACUUUAAUAGAAAUUAUAUUUCACAAAACACUAAAACAGGCAGCACUCUCAGCAUACAGGUAGCACUAUCAACCCACAUUGCCCCUCAAAAAUCAACACUAUGAUCAAGAAACAAUGCAGUUGUAUACUGGUUUGGAGGAUCAUGCUGUUAUUUGAGUUAGGGGCCUUGAUUCAGAUAGAUUGGGGUGGAAAAAACAUAUGGGGACCUAGUUAAGCACACUUUUAGGUACCUACUUUUAUUUUGUUUUGAAAGAGGCGGUCCUUAUUUCUCUCUGGGCACCAUGAGAGACCCCUUAGAGGUUCUAAUGGAGCCAUUAUUUUGUAUUUUAUUCUAGGAUUUCUUCUCAGAGAGAAAAAAAAUCAGGCAAAAAAUUCAGACUAUAAAUUUAAAGCCAGACAAAGUAAUAAUUAACCCUGUAGAUAACAAUAUAACUAUAUCAGUUCAGCAAUUAGAAUGUUUUACUCCCCUUCGAGAAACCAAACUAAAUUCACUAAUUUCCUCAUCAAAAUCAUCAACUUGUGUUCUAGAUCCCUUACCUACGUGUUUCUUCAAACAGAUACUACCAGAAGCAAUCGAACAUCUUCUAAAAAUAAUCAAUUCUUCCCUUAGCACUGGCUAUGUUCAUAAUUCUUUAUAUCAUUUAUCAAACCCCUAAUUAAAAAAACUGUCCCCGAACCCUGUCAGCUGUCCAACUAUAGGCCAAUAUCAAACUUCACCUUUAUCCCCAAGAUCCUAGAAAAGGUUGUAUCACAGCAGUUAUGUUCACACUUGUAUAUGAAUAACAUUUAUGAAAUCUAUCAGUCAGGAUUUAGGCCUUAUCAUAGCACAGAGACAGUGCUGGUUAAAGUGUUAAAUGACCUACUACUGGCCUCUGAUCAGGGUUGUGUUUCUCUGCUUAUGUGACCUUAGUGCAGCUUUUUGAAACCAUGGAUCAUACUAUUCUUCUUCAUAGAUUAUAAAAUGUUGUUGGCUUUAAGGGAACAGCCUUCUCCUGGCUCAGGUCUUAUUUGUCUGAUCGUUAUCAGUUUGCAGAUCUAAAUGGUGACUUCUGUACGCAUACUAAGUAAAGUUUGGUGUUACGCAAAGUUCUGUUUUAGGCCCACUGCAUUUUUCUUAAUAUAUGCUACCUCUGGGUAAAAUUAUUCUUAAACAUGGUAUUAGCUUUCACUGGUAUGCUAGUUCACUAGGUCAGGGACUAAAAGUACCAUCAAGAACAUUUUGUGAAAACCAGUCAUUUUACAUUAUUGGUAUUAAUUAAAGAAUAUAAAAAAUAUAGAAAGUGAGCCAACACCAACCCAUAAAUUAAGACAAAUAAAACUACUCAUUCAAUUAUGAAAAAAAAAGAUGCCUGUCUGUCUUCACAUAGCCACAAGCCGUAAACAAAUGCCUCAGCUGACAGAAAAUUUUAGCACUCACUUUUUAUUAUUAAUAUUAUAUAUUAUUAAAUAUUUUUAUUGUCAUAGUAGUGAGUUAAAAUAAUUUCCACUUCUGAUUUUCAGGCUUUACCUUGAUUGAUUGUUUCAUUCUCACAGCUGCCUGUGUACCUGAAAUUUUUGAAACAUGUAAAUGAGCUGUGCCAUGCAUGUGCUUGGUAAUUUGCACAUACUUGCUAAUUUACAGGUGAUUACCAAUUUUCAACAUACACGCAUUUAAAUCCUUUGUAAAUUUUUAGUUCAGUUUGGUUUAUGGAAACAUUUACACUCAACUUUUUUCUCAAAGAUUGAUGAAUGAGGCCCAUUCUCCAUUAAGCUGAACUUUCACAUGUCACUUUCACAUUUGUGCGCGUGUGUGCAUACAUGUGUCUCUCUCGCUCUCUCUCAGUCUCUCAUUAUGGCAGACCCUGAAAGCGCAAAGAAACACACAUGAACCCAUAGUCCUCAGGCACAAUGAAUGUGAGGACUUGCCAGGGUCACAGGGGCCUGAAGCUGGAGCAGAUACCACAGCUAAUUUCAAUAUUCAAACAUAGCCUUUCUGUGAUGGGUUCAUGUUGUCCAGGAUUACCAGGGUUAAGCAGGUUGUAUAGUAGUUGUGAGAUGGCAACAUAAGAAUAUCUGUCAGAGCUCCUAGCAGGCAAAUUUCCCCUAUAACUAUAUUAGGAACCCACUGCCCUAAAUGCUGCACUCAAUCACAACAUAGUUAAGCAUUUUCAUGACUGACUUUCAUGACUUGCUUUGUGACCUUUGCUCGCAAGAGAUCCAAAAGUGCCAUUAAAUCUUUGUGUCUUUUGUUCCUCACUACUCAAUAACUCACUACUGGAGGUCUAUUUUCAACGAACUGAAUGAUAACAGUGUAGCGCAGAAUGCACUCUGCCUGAGAGAAGGCUGUAUAACUUUGCUGAUAAAGUAGUGAUUUGAGCUCCAAUAUCAACAAAACAUCCAGUUCUUCUACCUGAACGUCAACAAAAAGGCAGUUUUUUAAACAAGUUUACUGAUGGCACAAACAUGGCAGACACAGCAAGGCAAAUUAGUUUAAUGCAGUUGACUGCCAUUGACUGCUUCCCACAAGGCCUUUACAAUGGUUGAUAUGUGUAGGUGAAACAGCCCAUCAAAUUAGCUUUCUUCUGGGUGAGUGGUACCAGUUUUAGAACUGUCCACAUGUGUAGGAGCAGUAGUUGAAGUAGAGUAUUGUAAAUCAUCAUCUAGAUGGUAAAGGUCAUGCUUGAGCUCUGACCAUUUGGCCUUUCUCCAUUUCAACACUGUAGUUACUAGUACCUCAUGGAGAGCUAGCCUUAAUGAAUCAACUGGUUGUGUGAAAUGAGGUCCUGCAUCAGAAUCUUCAGCAUUAUCAAUGAAUUAAUUUUCAAUGCCAGAAAGGUGCAGAAAAACUGUUUCAAACCACUCACAAAUAUUUGCGGCAUUUGACACCCAAAUGAUCCAGUAUUCUACUAACUAGCUGCCUGCUAUCUGACAUAUUAAGCACUAUUGCAAUGGCAUCAUUAGGGUAUAGAGAGUAAAGAUGUAAAGUAAAGUUUUUUCUUUUGCAAGAGAUCUAUGAAAUCCAGCCCCAUUUGUCUUGGGUGUUUAAACUCGGUUGAGGUAAGUGCUUUGUGCAGGCCUCUCAACUUCUUCUACACCAGCCUUGACAAACCAUAUCUUCAUGGACCUCACUUUGUGCAUAAGGGAAUUGUCAUGCUGGAACAGGUUUGGGCCCCUUAGUUCCAGUGAAAGGAAAUUGUAAUGCUACAGCAAAGACAUCCUAUACAAUUGUGUAUUUUAAAUGUACCCCUUUACUGGAGCCCUCCACCGUGUGUGCCUUGCAUGACCCUCCCCUACAUGACUUGCUUUUUUGCUUAUGCAUUCCUUUAUUUGUGCAAGCCCGGAUUGUGAUGAUUAAUGACGUAAGCAGAAUGUAGUAGUUUUCUUUAGUCACAACUCUAUCAUUCGAGUUUCUUCAUCAUACAAUGUGACAUGUAGAACAUGCUAUCACAGUCUGCUGUAGAAUUCAAGAUAUUUUUGGGAUCAUCUCAUACAGUGUGACAAGUAAUAUUGCUGAAAUUGUAGUGUAAACCAGAUUUUAGUAAUGUCUUUUACCAGUGAUCAUUACUCACUAUGAAAACAUUCUCUGUGAUAUAUGGCAAUUGAACGACCAUGUUUGUUAAUUUAUUAUUCAUACAGAAGAUUUGAGUUUAAUUUACCGAAUUAAAUAAUUAUGUCAGGAAUAUAAAUGUAAUGUUUAUUAGUCCCCGGUUACUUGGUUCCAUAUAUACGGUUUUCCCUAGGGAAGUUUUUGUGGAGGACAAGAGACUUGGAAAGAGAUGAAGUGGUGUGUGUGUGAAAAUGAGCUAAGUCCUGUCUUGCUG